Molecule: messenger RNA, 2361 nt
Organism: Paramuricea clavata
Lineage: Eukaryota; Metazoa; Cnidaria; Anthozoa; Malacalcyonacea; Plexauridae
Source: the annotation of a GenBank genome assembly
AGACCAUCACGCCAGAGACUAUCAUAUCAACUAACCAUUAAUAAUUCUUUUAGUGUUAACAAUAACUUGCAAAAUAGAAAUCUUGUUCGUGUUCCUUUGUCCAACCCUGCCUCUCCAAACGCUUCCGCACUCUCGUGGUCACUCACGUCGAAAACCACUAAUGAUACGGCCUCAGCCCAUUUAACAAAAAAGUCAGAUAACAGCCUCAGUACCCUUCCAGGUCUCAAACUGGUUCACCUAAACAUCCGCUCUCUGAAAAACAACGCCCAUUUUUUAGAAUUACGUAAGUUUACCAAAUUUAACAAAAUUGACGUCCUUACAGUAUCAGAGACAUGGUUAAAUACCUCCGUCACAAACAAGGAAAUAGAAAUCGAAGGUUAUAAGCUACAUCGUUUAGACCGACUGUACAAGAAAGGGGGCGGGGUAUGUGCUUACAUACGAAAAGAUAUUAAAUCUCUUGUACUUAAAGACCUCAGUUAUAUCUCCGAGACGAAUUUCCAUCAAUUAUGGAUCAAAUUACAGCACAAAAAAUCUAAAUCACUGUUGGUCCGCGUCUCUUAUCGACUCCCAGACAGCCCGCUUGACUGCUUCGAAAAAUAUUUUAAACCUAAUUAUGUUCAAGCUUUGACGAUGGGAAAGUUGAUCAUUCUUCUUGGAGACCUAAACUGCGAUAUGCUUAAGCCCACACCUGGAUCAGCGUCUUUGAUCAAGACGACAAAAGAACUCAAUCUUAACCAGUUAAUAAAAUCACCAACAAGAAUUACUGAAUCCAGUCAGACCCUCGUCGACGUUAUUUUCGUAUCCUCGCCAAGACUAGUAGUCAACAGCGGCGUCAUAGAAACCUGUAUCAGCGAUCAUUUCCCUGUGUAUGUAUCACUAAAACUUAAAACCGACAAAUCUCCACCAAACUAUAUCACUACCCGCAGCUACAAUAAAUACGACCCUGAUUUGUUCGCGAUCGAUCUGGCAUCCAACCGUGAUCGUCUUGUUUCCAUUUUCAGAAUGGACAAUGUUGAUGAAAAACUAACCAUUUUUAAUGAAAUAUUUUUAAAUACAUUGGAUAAACACGCCCCAGUAAAGACCAUAAAAGUACGCGGAAAAUCUUGCCCAUUUAUCACCCUGGAAAUAAAAGCAUCCAUGAUCAAAAGAGACCAGCUCCACAGUCUUUUCAGGAAAACACGUGAUCAUUAUGAUUGGCUUAAUUUCAGAGAGGCCCGCAAUUUUACAAAAACCGCACUUGUUAAUGCACAGAAAGAAUAUGUACUGAAGGAAGUUCAGCAACACAGAAACAAUACUGGGUCACUUUGGAAGGUAAUUAAAGAAAAUAUAGCGUAUAGGGAAAGAGAGUCAGUGGUCUACAGUAAGGAACCGAAAUUAGUGGCCGAAGAGUUUAAUCAUUUCUUUUCCACCAUCGGUGUGAAUGCAGCAAAGAAAGCCUCAACACUAAUACAAGAUCCUAGUGUUUAUCCAGCUCGGAAUCUUUCUGACGUAAAUCGCACAGAUAACAGCUACCCUGAAGAAAAUGAUAGAUUUAGUUUCACCCCAGUCUCUUGUUCAGAAAUAAGGAACAUCAUAUUAGCUAUGCCGUCAAACAAAUCACCCGGCAAAGACAAAGUGAGUAUGCGUGUCAUCAAACACAGCCUACCGGUAAUUCUUGGGCCCCUCACCGAUAUCAUUAACUGUUCACUGUCGUCAUCUUCGUUCCCUAUAGCAUGGAAAGAGGCACAAGUUAUCCCUUUGUUAAAGGAUGGAAACCACGAGGAAGCAUCAAAUAACCGCCCACUUUCUCUCCUUACCUUUCUUUCGAAAAUUUGUGAAAAAGUCGCCUUGAAUCAAUUCGGUUCGUAUCUAAUGAAGAACAAAAAAUUGUCAACCCACCAGAGCGGGAACAAGAAACAUCACUCAUGCGAAACAUUGAAUCUUUUGACCGGAGAUACUAUCCUAAAGGCCAUGGAUGGGAAAUUGGUUACUGCACUGAUUCUAAUAGAUCUAUCUAAAGCUUUCGACAGUGUAAAUCAUACUUUUCGCCUUACAAAACUUAGCAACGUCGGGGCUUCUCCAAGCGUUGUAAAAUGGUUUGACAGUUACUUGACCGGAAGAACUCAAUCAGUCAGAAUUGGAUCAACUGUGUCUACUCCUCUCCCUGUUUCUUAUGGUGUACCACAGGGUGCAAUUUUAUCACCUUUACUUUUUAGUAUUUAUACUAACGAUUUGCCCUCAUCAGUCCACCAUAGUAAACUUGAAUCGUACGUGGACGACUCCAAGAUAUUACUAUCUUUCACUGUGGCUAACGUGGACUGUUUAAAGCAACAACUAGAGGAAGAUUUGUAUUCGAUUGCAAACAGUUGUUUCCGAAAAUGA